AUGCUUUCUAGUAAAAAGCUAAUUGGCACACCAUUGAGGCGAGGAGAAGGGAAUGGGCCCACUCGUGGCCAAGAAUUUACGCCUAUUGGUGGCAAGCUGAACUUUGCUGUUGAUAAAAAUAAUGCUUUCCAUGUAGAACAGCCAAAUGUGCGUGGUAAAAGGGCACUUUUCAUACCCAUCAAGGAAGAUACAAAGGCAUCGCGCCGUUCUGUUCUCGACUCAAGUUUCGAUAAUACGAUAGAUAAUUUUGACAAUACGCUUGGGUCGCUUCAUCUGCCAUUGCGACCAAGCAACUACUUCAAUAAAGCAGAUACAGGCGUCAACCUCGACAUAAACAAAAAUGGUAGCGUUUCGCACUUGAAAUCAUUACAUCCUCUAGAAGACCAUGAUUUAAUCGGUAAUGGAUUACCGUCUAUCAGAGAACAAGAAACACGUUUUCGCAGAAUUGAAACUGAAAAUUACAAUCUCAAAAUAAAGUUGGCAACGUUACAAAGGUAUAUCGAUCAAACCCCAGAAGAGAAUAGGGAAUUGUUAAGUGAAAAUAUUAGCUUGAAGCAGCAAUUGUUUGCAAGUAGCGAAGAGGCUGAUCGUUUAAGGCAAUUGAAUAGAGAUCUAACUAAACUGGUGGACAAGGAAAAUUAUUCUGAUCCAAAUGAACUAGAAAAUGCUGUCCUCAAAGCAAAGUCUGAAUAUAAGGAUCUCCUUCGUGAAAGAGAUACUCAGAUAAGAGACAAUGAGGCUCACAUAAAAAGGCUUCAGGAACUUGUUGAAAGUAAUAGAAGAAAUGCAGAUGAAAUAGAUGCACAUGGAAGUGCGGAGAACAUGUCAUUAAAAAGAACAAUAGAGUCAUUACGGGGAGACUUGAGAACAUUCGAAUCAGAGAAUGAGGAAUUGAAAAAGGUUACAGCUUCUUUGAAUGAUGAAAUCGAGAAAUUUAUCGAGGAUAAAAGAUCAUUAAACGAGACAACAGAUUCUCUUAAGAGACAAAACUCAAACCAUAAAUACGAAUUGAGGUCACUAAAUGAGCUCAUUGAUAACUUAAAGUAUGAUCUUUCAAAUAGCGAGAGUGAACGUAAAGCCUUAGAAAGCAAAUUCAAAACCCAUGUUGAAAAAUUGAACGUUGAUUUGGAUGAGGCAAGGAAUGAACUUUCUCGCUGGAAAAAGAAGACUAAUGCACUGAACGACGAUAGAGAUUACAUUAAAGAAUUGAAUUCGAAAGUCUCAGAAUACGAAGAAAAGUACGGGACCAUUAAAAGCAAGUCCUUAGAGUCGGAGCUUAAAAUAGAUAUGUUAUCGAAUGAAAACCAGAAACUAGAACGCAAACUUCAUCGCGUGGAAGAAGACUUGAAGGAGAAGGAGAAAGAAGAGUAUAGUUUGAGGAGUCAAAUCAGUGCUUUGAUUAAAAAAGGGAGGUCUUUUGAAAGCGCUACGGUUCUUGAAUCGCAAAUAGAAGAUUUGAAAAACAGUGAAUCAAAACUUAUCAGUCAAAAUAAGUCAUUGAAAAGCGAGAUCGAUGAGUUAAGGGAUCAAUUGUAUCAAAAUAAUGUGGGAACGAGUUCUCAGGCAACGAAACUCAAAGAGGAACUUGACGAGAACCGAAAUAGGAUAGAGUAUUACGAAAAGGAGUAUGAUUCCUUACAAAAUGUUUUGUCUUCUGUUAAAUCUAAAGCGGAUGCGUUAGAAAGAGAAUUAAAGGAAAAGAAUAGAAUUGUUUCUGAAUUAAAAUUGGAAAUUAACUCAAAAAUACCGGACUCAUCUGCUCUAUUGGAGCUAGAAAAUGCCACUAAAAGGAGACUUGAAGUCGAAAGACUUGCAAUUGAGAGAGAAAAUACAGCACUCGAAGCGGAAGUGAGUAGAUUGAAGUUUGAAAUUCAAAGAUUGAAGCAAGAGUCAGAUUUAAGAAGUACUGAAUUAUACAAGGACUCUCAUCUAGGUACAGAAUAUCAUAGCUUGCUCAUUGAGAACCGUGAACUUCAAUCCAAGUUAAGAGAUUUUAAUUCAAAUAGACAGGAGGAAGAAUCUCGAAUGGAACAGAGGAUAAAGGAUAUCGAGCUAAAAUAUCUCACUGAAAUCUCUUCCAAAAAGUUGGCGAUUCAACAACUUGAGUCACAGGUAUUUCACCUCAAUCAGGUACAGGAUGAAAAAACAAAGCUUAUCAAACAAAACUCAAACCAAGAUUCAAAGAUAAAGAAACUAGAAUUUGAUAUUGAAAAUUUAACUAGAGAAUAUGACUCCGAAGUUAAUUACUACAGACAAAAAAUGUCACUUUUAGAAUCUCAGAAUGUUAAUAGAGAACGUAGCGAAUCGUCCAUUGUUAUGUUGUUAGAAAAGCAGCUCGAAGAUUCGAAGAAGAUUAGAGAUGAUCUCAACCUCAAACUCUCAAGUUCAAUGUCCAAAGCUGAUGACCUGAAUAAGAAAGCGAGUGAUUUAGAAAAUAAGAAUGACGAGCUUCAGAGCCUUAUUUCUAAAAUAGAAAGCAAUGUGAAAUUUCUCAAAGCUGAAAACGAGAGAUUGGAUAUAAAAGGAAGAAGAUCACUAGAAGAAAUCAAAACUUUAAGUAAAUAUAAUUCCAAUUUGGUAGAGAAGAUUGAAAACUUACGAAGAAAAGAAUUCUUUUCUAAGGACGAGCUUAACACAAGGUUUUCUAAAAUUGAUCUAAAUUCCAACAAAGGGGAGGUCAAUUUAUUAGGUAAUGAACUCAAAUAUUAUAAAGCAAGGUUGCACGAUUUUAACUUGAGGGCAAACGAUUUGGAAUUUAUGUAUUCAUUUAUCAUCACAUCAAUUGAAAACUCAAACGACUUGAUUAAAAAGGAUUUAAAGAAACUUGUGGGAGUUGGUUUUUAUCCUAAUCAUUCCUUACACCAAAGAAGUAAGAAAAAACUAACUUUUUCGAUAGUCGCUCAGUUCGUUCUAUCACUUAUCAGAAUGAAGAGAAGAAGCUCGAAGGCGAACUUGAGAAAGCUAAAACUCUUUGAGUUGAAAAAUGAAAUCGAAAAUGAUAAACUUUUGUUGAUAUCAUGA
This is a messenger RNA of Priceomyces carsonii, 3021 nucleotides long. RefSeq lists its product as uncharacterized. The record is from RefSeq and is a predicted model, not a curated record. Gene Ontology annotation, cellular component: microtubule organizing center. Bases 1 to 3021 code for a protein of 1006 amino acids. Lineage: Eukaryota; Fungi; Ascomycota; Pichiomycetes; Serinales; Debaryomycetaceae. The transcript has a single exon.